Molecule: messenger RNA, 1752 nt
Organism: Drosophila serrata
Lineage: Eukaryota; Metazoa; Arthropoda; Insecta; Diptera; Drosophilidae
Product: retinol dehydrogenase 12
Source: RefSeq, a predicted model, not a curated record
UUUUUAAAAAUUCUUGAGGUUAUUUUUUGACGCGUUAACACGGAGCGUUGGAGCGUUGGCUCAAAGCCAGGCGUGGACUAGCCGCCAGUCAGUUGGCCAAGAUCGCGCGAGUUGCUUGGACACGCGGGCACCACACCACCACUACCGACUACUGACCCAGUUACCAAGUUACCAAGUUAACAACUAACCAAGUAACGCCAAGGUACCUGUUGGAACCUGAGCUCCCCCUGGGGUUUGGAUCCUACUAACUGAACGAGCAAACGCUAAAACCGUCCCUGGAAAUGUGCGAAAUCGGCACCUGACUUGCUGCUGACUUAACCGGAGCAUCAGUUCCCAGCAUUGUUUGCAGAACCACAAAAGGCCACAACUUGGAUUGGUAGAAUCAAAGAAGCUUCAAGGAAAACCCUUCCAUAACAAAACACCUCAGCAACCCGUUUCCUGAUCGUAUUUCAAAGCCAACUAUGUCGGAGGCUGUCACGCCGCCAGGAGCAGGAUCAGGCGCAGGAACACAACCAGAAUCAGGAUCCUCUGGAUUUCCACCGGGCUUUGAUCCCACCGGUGAGGCAAGCGAGAAAACUCUCUGUUUUCACGGCUUCUGGGCCUGGUUAGUACUCCUCAUCCUAGUUGUUCUUUGCACGGCUGUCAUUAUGUGGCUAUUGCGCAAGUGCAUCCAGGGUCCAAUGUACCGGAAGGCUAAUAGGAUCGAUGGCAAGGUGGUAAUCGUAACCGGCUGUAAUACUGGGAUUGGCAAGGAGACCGUUCUGGAGCUGGCCAAACGUGGUGCCAGGAUCUAUAUGGCCUGUCGGGAUCCAUCACGCUGUGAGGCUGCCCGGUUGGAGAUUAUGGAUCGCAGUCAUAAUCAGCAGUUGUUCAACAGGACACUGGAUCUGGGAUCCUUGCAGUCGGUGAGGAAUUUCGUGGAGCGCUUCAAGGCGGAGGAGACCAAGUUGGAUUUGUUGGUUAACAAUGCCGGUGUAAUGGCCUGUCCAAGGACCCUCACCGCCGAUGGCUAUGAGCAGCAGCUGGGUGUUAACCACUUGGGUCACUUCCUGCUCACAAAUCUGCUGCUCGAUCGGCUCAAGCAAAGUGCACCCAGUCGGAUUGUGGUGGUCAGUUCGGCGGCUCAUCUCUUUGGUCGCAUCAAUCGUGAGGAUUUGAUGAGUGAAAAGAAUUAUGGAAAGUUCUUUGGAGCUUAUAGUCAAUCUAAAUUGGCCAAUAUCCUGUUCACCAGGAAGUUGUCAACGAUUCUAAAGGACACUGGCGUCACUGUCAACUGCUGUCAUCCGGGAGUGGUGCGUACCGAGCUUAAUCGUCACUUUGCUGGACCUGCUUGGAUGAAGAGUGUCCUUCAGACGGGUUCACUGUACUUCUUCAAGUCCCCACGUGCCGGUGCACAGACCUCACUGAAGCUAGCCUUGGAUCCUAGCCUGGAGAAGUCCACCGGUGGCUAUUAUUCGGACUCCAUGCGAUGGCCAUUGGUACCGUGGGCCACCAAUAACGACACUGCCGACUGGCUGUGGCGGGAAAGCGAACGGUUGGUGGGUUUGCCACCACUGGAGGCACCCAGGAAUGGGAGUGCCAAUGGUAAUGGCACCUCAACGAAUGGAGCCAAUGGAGCAAGUGGAGCAAGUGGAGCCAGGGACAUGCAGUCCGUGGAGACGGUCGUGGUCAGCCGUUCGUAGCCGUAGCCUUUAGUUAUCGAGAAUGGAGCGAAGACCUUGCUCUUUAUAUAUUUUUAAACAUAUCGCGUGU